Molecule: messenger RNA, 5139 nt
Organism: Elgaria multicarinata webbii
Lineage: Eukaryota; Metazoa; Chordata; Lepidosauria; Squamata; Anguidae
Gene: ZSWIM5
Product: zinc finger SWIM-type containing 5
Exons: 14
Coding region: 31-3678 (1215 amino acids)
Cellular component (GO): Cul2-RING ubiquitin ligase complex
Molecular function (GO): zinc ion binding
Source: RefSeq, a predicted model, not a curated record
GGGCUGGGGCUCAGUGGGUCGGACGCAGCCAUGGCGGAGGGAGGCGAGGGAGAGGAGCUGCUCCGGCCGCCGCUGCCCGCCACGGGGUCACCGGGCCCGAAACGCCUAUGCUCGCGGGUGGUGGGGGCAGCGCUGCCCCGCUCGGGGGGCUGCCCGGGAGGUCCCGUCGGAGCGGCCGUGGCGGCCAGCGGCGCCGGCGGUGGGGGCGGCGCCGGCACCGGGGCGCGCGGUUGUUGCCCCCCGGGCGGGCCGGGACCGGGCGCUGUCUGCGGGCCGGAGGGGCCGCUGCUGCCUCUGCUACAGCCCGAGUCGCUGCUGGACGCGGCGGCGAAGCGGGUGGCGGGCAGUUGGGCCUUCGAGCGGGUGGAGGGCCGCUUUCAGCGCAUCCCGGAGCCCGUGCAGCGCCGCAUCGUGUACUGGAGCUUCCCCCGCAGCGAGCGCCAGAUCUGCAUGUACUCCAGCUUCCAGCCCGGGCGCCCCGGCGGCAACGGCGCAUCCGGAGGCGGCGCAGGAGCCGCGGGAAACGCGGCGGGCAUCGGCGCCGGCGGCGAGGACAGCCCGGCGACAGCCACUGGCCCCGCCGUCCCCUCGGGGGCGCCGGGCACUGCCCCUUUGCCGGCCCCGGGCGCCCCAGCCAGCGCCGUCACCGAGGGGCUUCCCUUCCGCAGAGGCAUCCGCUUGCUGGAGACCGGCGCCGUGGAUAACGUGCUCCAAGUGGGAUUCCACCUGAGUGGUACGGUUACAGAGUCUGCAACUGCAACAGAACCAGAAAUGACCUACAAAGUGGCCAUCAGCUUCGACCGGUGCAAAAUAACUUCUGUGACAUGUGGUUGUGGGAACAAGGACAUUUUUUACUGUGCUCAUGUUGUGGCACUCUCGCUGUACAGGAUACGCAAGCCUGAUCAGGUCAAACUCCGUCUUCCUAUCUCAGAAACCCUUUUCCAAAUGAACAGGGACCAGCUCCAAAAGUUUGUUCAGUAUUUGAUCACAGCCCACCACACUGAAGUGCUCCCGACAGCCCAGAAGCUAGCUGACGAAAUCUUGUCCUCCAACUCUGAAAUCAAUCAAGUGCAUGGUGCACCAGACCCUACCGCAGGGGCCAGCAUUGAUGACGAGAAUUGCUGGCAUUUGGAUGAGGAACAGGUUCGAGAGCAGGUGAAGCUGUUCCUCUCCCAAGGAGGGUACUAUGGCUCUGGAAAGCAACUCAAUUCCAUGUUUGCUAAGGUCCGUGAAAUGCUGCGCAUGAGAGAUUCCAAUGGAGCCCGGAUGUUGACACUAAUAACUGAGCAGUUUAUGGCAGACCCACGGCUUGCUCUCUGGAGACAGCAGGGAACAGGCAUGACAGACAAAUGCCGACAGCUCUGGGAUGAACUGGGGGCCUUGUGGGUGUGUGUUGUGUUAAACCCACACUGCACACUAGAAGAGAAGGCGUGCUGGCUGCGACAGCUCCGGAAGUGGGGAGAUAUGGAUGUUUGCCCGCUGGAGGAUGGGAAUUACGGCAAUGAACUUCCCAACAUUACUAGUGCACUUACUCAGAGCUCCAGUCACAGGCAAAGCUCUUUAGCAAGGCCAAGACGCACAGUGUUCACUCGUGCCAUUGAAGGCUGUGACCUGCACUGGCAGGAUAGUCACCUGCAGCGGAUAAUCAGCAGUGACUUCUACAUCUCUCCCUCUUACCAAAGGGAGGGAGAGGGCCUUCUCUUCAACUCACAAGGACAGCCAUUGUGGUUGGAACAUGUCCCUACAGCCUGUGCCCGUGUUGAUGCCCUUCGUUCCCAUGGAUACCCCAAGGAAGCGCUCCGUCUCACCGUGGCUAUAAUCAACACCCUGAGAUUGCAACAGCAGAGGCAGCUGGAGAUAUACAAGCAUCAAAAGAAAGAACUGCUGCAGAGAGGAGCAACCACCAUCACAAAUCUGGAAAGCUGGGUGGGGCAUCCUCUCAAUCCCAUUGGCUGCUUAUUUCUCACUUUGACAGAAGCAUGUCGAGUAGAGGAUGAAAACUGCCUUGAAAUUUCAGAUUCUGGUGACUCCAAACCUCCAGUCUAUCAGCACAUGCCUGUGGCCAACAGUUGCCCUGAAAGCGGGGAAUCCUACCUCUCCCUGGCUUUGGAAGUGGCGCUGAUGGGGAUGGGGCAGCAGCGGGUGAUGCCGGAGGGCCUUUAUGCUCAAGACAAAGUGUGGCGUAACGAGGAGCAGAUUAUUGCCCGCCUGCAGGAGCUGGAGCUGGAUGCGGUGCUGGUGCAGACGCUACGCAAGCAGAGCAUCCUGCUCCUGGAAGGUGGUCCCUUCAGUGGCCUGGGUGAGGUCAUCCACCGCGAAAGCGUGCCCAUGCACACCUUUGCCAAGUACCUGUUUUCUGCCUUGCUGCCCCACGAUGCUGACCUGGCCUACAAGUUGGCACUGCGCUCCAUGAGGCUGCCUGUUUUGGAGACGACUCCCUCAGGUGAUGUCACGCACCCUCACCAUAUUGUUUCAGUGGUGCCUAGCAGGUACCCACGCUGGUUUACUCUGGGACACUUGGAAUCGCAGCAGUGUGAGCUCGCUUCCACUAUGCUGACAGCAGCCAAAGGUGACAUGUUGCGUCUACGGACUGUCCUGGAAGCAAUUCAGAAGAACAUCCACUCUUCCUCCUUGAUCUUCAAACUGGCCCAGGAUGCCUUCAAAAUUGCCACGCCUGCCGACAACAACUCUGACACAACCUUGCUCAAUGUGGCACUGGAGCUGGGGUUGCAGGUGAUGCGAAUGACCCUAUCAACCUUGAACUGGAGAAGGAGGGAGAUGGUGCGAUGGCUGGUGACCUGUGCUACGGAAGUGGGUGUACGGGCCUUGGUCAGCAUAUUGCAGAGUUGGUAUACACUCUUCACCCCAACUGAAGCCACCAGCAUAGUAGCAGCAACAGUGAUGUCUCACAACACCAUCUUGCGCCUCAGCCUGGACUACCCCCAGCGAGAAGAACUGGCCAGCUGCGCCCGCACAUUGGCCCUCCAGUGUGCCAUGAAGGACCCGCAGAACUGUGCGCUCUCAGCCCUGACUCUAUGCGAGAAGGACCACAUCGCCUUUGAGACUGCCUACCAAAUUGUCAUAGAUGCUGCUUCCACAGGCAUGACUUAUUCACAGCUCUUCACCAUUGCACGGUACAUGGAGCACCGCGGGUACCCACUGCGGGCCUUCAAGCUGGCAUCGCUUGCCAUGACACACCUCAACCUUGCCUAUAAUCAGGACACACACCCUGCCAUCAAUGAUGUGCUGUGGGCAUGCGCACUCAGCCACUCCCUGGGCAAGAAUGAGCUGGCAGCCAUUAUUCCACUGGUGGUGAAGAGCGUGCACUGUGCCACUGUUCUAUCGGACAUCCUGCGGCGUUGCACGAUGACGGCGCCAGGCCUGGCCGGCAUUCCUGGCCGCAGGAACUCUGGUAAACUGAUGUCAACAGACAAAGCACCUUUGCGCCAACUGUUGGAUGCUACAAUAAGCGCUUACAUCAACACCACACACUCCCGGCUCACCCACAUCAGCCCACGACAUUACGGGGAGUUCAUAGAGUUUCUCAGCAAAGCUCGGGAGACUUUCCUGCUGGCUCAGGAUGGCCACAUCCAGUUUGCGCAGUUCAUAGACAACCUCAAGCAGAUCUACAAGGGCAAGAAGAAGCUCAUGUUGCUAGUGAGAGAGCGAUUUGGAUGAGCUUCUGCACAAAGAGCAGGAAAAGAAGACACCCUGAUCCCCAUUGGUGGAAUUAUGCUUACUAGGCAAGACUGAUUGAAUUUUCCAUCCAGAGGAGAUUUCCAGAUUCUUCGAGGACCGUAAACCAAAAGCUGCACGGCAGGAAGGGUUUGCUUCCCACCUACCACUCGCUCGCAAACACCUCGGCAAUACCAAAAGCUAUCCAGGAAAUUGAAUACCUCUUUCCCAAAGGGCAUGGCCGGUAGAGGCUGGAAAGCAAACCAGCACCAUGGAGACAAGGAAGCACGCCGUUCAGCCUCUUGCGUUGCCACCUGUGUUCCCUGCUGGGGGCCUCGUGAGAGGUGCAUCCUGCCAAGACUGGCAAAUUUCACCAGUGCGUGUGUGUGUGUGUGUGCGUGCGCGUGAAAGAGAGAGAGAGAAAUCCUUAAUUAAAAACCUAAAGUUAAUUGUUCUCAGGGAUUGCUUCACUAAAAGUAACAGAAGCAUUUAUGAUAUUGUAAAUACAAUAGUGUAUGUGUCAAUUAUUAAAUUGUAAAGUUCUAAUUAUUUAUAAUUCUCUUUUUGUUUGGGGGAAUACUUGAAAUGUGAUAUGGGCUGGGAUAUAUAUAUAUAUAUAUAUUGUUCUUGUUAAGCAUUUCUGAACAUGAGAAACAUGAACUUUUCUCAGGUUUUCCCCAGCACUGUUGAAGAGGGAUGGGUGGGCGGGUGGUGUCUGACGAGCGGAGAUUGAUCCAGCAUGUAUGCAGAACUAGGACGACCACAGCAGCCUUGGAAGAGAGAGAUCACCAGGCUGGCAACGGCAAGGCCAGAUGCACCUCAACAUUUCAAGGCCGUGAGGGUGUGGACUUGGCCCACUGGCUGUCAACCACAGCACCCUCCCUUGCCUCUUCUGGUUUGUACUGUGUUUCCAGUGUAUGGGAUACAAAGACCCCCCCAGGAAACCAGGUACCUGGCUGUGAAACAGUUGAGCUUGCACUGUAAAUAAUCUACUUUGGGCCGUUCUCCAUGUGUGUACAGAUGGAUGGGUGCAAGAGUCGCAUACCUCUGUGAACAUAACACGUGGGAAGGCUUCUGUCUUUCCUCUUGGCAGGUGGGGAGCAGGAAACCCAACUUUCUCUCUUGCUUAUGUGUGUCUUUAUUUUCAACUCCCAUUUCUCAAUGGCAGCCUUCAAUGGCUGGUGCCCUCUUGAGGACAGCUUCCUGUUAAACACCUUCCUGCUGCACCUCCCACUGCUCACUCUCAUCUUAAUUUUAAAUUUGUUCCAAUGAAACAAAGGGGGAGGGGGGCUGGCAGGAGCAAAAAGGCUCUUCCUUAUUCCAGUUGUCUUUGUGUUCCCCUGUUCCAGUGUGUCCUAGUUUUAAAAGGGGCAGGGAGGGAAUGCGGGGCAGGGGUUGGGUGAAGUGUAGCUUAGGAAAUGUGGAUUAAAAGUUACCUACUGUCUGACUCCAAUUUUUGUUUUU